AAGUCCCCGGGAGAUCCCACCCAUUCGCAAGUGUAAAAUAAAUCUCUAAAGUUGUACCUCGUGUACCACUUGACCUUAUUGCUGUUAGCUCGCUGGUUUAUAUCUAUUUAUUUAUUUUCUUUUGGUUUAUACCCAAAGAGGGGCUGGAAGGAGAUGAAUUUUGAAGCAGCACCUUUCACCACCUUGCAGUACUACCCUGAUCCCUGCAUCCAGCGGUUUGUAGAAACUCCGAGCCACUUCUCCUGGAAGGAGAGUUACUGCCGAUCGGCCAUGUCCCAGAGCUCACAGCCCAGGGAAUUCCUCAGCCCAGAGGUGCUCCAGCAUAUCUGGGACUUCCUGGAACAGCCAAUAUGCUCAGUUCAGCCGAUCGAUCUGAACUUCAUCGAUGGCCCAUCUGAAAAUGGCUCGACAAACAAAAUAGAGAUUAGCAUGGACUGUGUCCGGGUGCAGGAUACAGAGCUGAAUGACCCAAUGUGGCCGCAGUACACGAACCUGGGGCUCCUGAACAGCAUGGACCAGCAGAUCCAGAAUGGCUCAUCCUCCACCAGCCCCUACAACACGGAGCAUGCACAGAACAGCGUCACGGCCCCCUCGCCUUACGCCCAGCCCAGCUCAACUUUUGAUGCCCUCUCGCCCUCCCCAGCCAUCCCUUCCAACACAGACUACCCAGGACCUCACAGCUUCGACGUAUCAUUUCAACAGUCCAGCACCGCAAAGUCAGCAACGUGGACGUAUUCCACUGAACUGAAAAAGCUGUACUGCCAGAUCGCCAAGACAUGUCCCAUCCAGAUCAAAGUGAUGACCCCGCCACCUCAGGGAGCUGUCAUCAGGGCUAUGCCAGUCUACAAGAAAGCUGAACAUGUCACCGAAGUGGUCAAACGCUGCCCGAACCAUGAGCUGAGCCGGGAAUUCAACGAGGGGCAGAUUGCACCUCCCAGCCACCUCAUCAGGGUGGAAGGGAACAGCCAUGCCCAGUAUGUAGAAGACCCCAUCACUGGGAGGCAGAGUGUGCUGGUCCCCUAUGAGCCGCCCCAGGUCGGUACAGAGUUCACAACAGUCUUGUACAACUUCAUGUGCAACAGUAGCUGUGUGGGAGGGAUGAACCGUCGCCCCAUCCUCAUUAUUGUGACACUGGAAACGAGAGAUGGGCAGGUCUUGGGCCGCCGCUGUUUCGAAGCCCGUAUUUGCGCUUGCCCGGGCAGAGAUCGCAAAGCAGACGAGGACAGUAUCCGCAAGCAGCAAGUCUCCGACAGCACAAAGAAUGGUGAUGGUACGAAGCGCCCAUUUCGACAAGGAACUCAUGGAAUACAAAUGACAUCUAUCAAAAAAAGACGUUCCCCAGAUGAUGAGCUCUUAUACUUGCCGGUGAGGGGACGGGAGACUUAUGAAAUGCUACUGAAGAUCAAAGAAUCCCUGGAACUUAUGCAGUACCUUCCCCAGCACACAAUUGAGACCUACCGGCAGCAACAGCAGCAGCAGCACCAGCACUUGCUCCAGAAGCAUCUCCUUUCGGCCUGCUUCAGGAGUGAACUCACGGACUCAAGGAGAGACCCUCCCAAACAGACCGAUGCCAUCCUAAAACAUUCCAGCCCCCCAAACCCAUCAGUAUAUCCAUAACUGAACUGGUGGGGUCACUUUGCCCAGCUGGUGGGACUAGGAACAGUGGGGCAAACACAGCCUGAUAGCAACAGAGUAAAUAGUGAGAGUAAUCUCCUGAAGGGACUCAAACUUUGCAGAAAUGACAGAGACUUCUACAGACCUCUUAGCUGUAGCUCAUAGCAUUGGGAGGUCAGGAACCACAAUGUCGUCUGUCUCGGUGUAACGUUUUUUUUUCCUGGUUUUGUAACCUGUUGAUACUCUUUCCUGGUAUUUCUGUAUUUGUGAAACUCGGCAGGGUUUCUCUGAGCAGGUCUCAAUUCUAAAAUGCCUCUUGUCUUGUUUAAAUUAAAAAUGUGUUUGUGGGCUGGGGGGAUGGAAGAGUGUUGGGUGUGCUUAAACAGUCUGUGAUAAUCGAUUUGGCUUGUUUUAAUGCUGGUCAUGCAGUAGUGGUGGAAUUAGAGAAAGUAUUUACACUGCUGGACAGAGGGAGGUAAUAAUUAUAUGAAUUGGCACUGGUAAGAAUUUUUUUUUUCUUGUAGAAAUGCCCACUACUUUGGCAUCACAAAUUGUUUCCUCUUACUUGUAAUCAUAAAGGGUCUGAUCUAAAAUAGAUAAAAACUGUAGGGAAGAGUGGGUUACUUUGACUUUGCACCAGCACUGCUGGCAUUAAUCCAGCUUAGCUGGACUUGGAAAAGUCCCUUCUGACUCUGUGGGUUCAGUCCAUCUGGUGGGCUGAAAUGCACAAGAUGAAUGCGAGUUUGGAGUCUUUCUGCGUAAUGACAUCUGUGUGUGUCCAGUGUCCCUGUGAAAGGGGGUUGGAGCUUGCCUUUUUCCUUGCAGAUGUUCAGCAGUUGUUAGAUGUUUCUUUAGGGUAUUAAUCAACCCUACUGUGUUUUACUCCAUCACUACAAACCUCACAGAUGAAAAGAAAGCAGUGCCAGCAUAUUUUGCAGCUGACUCACCCAAGUGGCCUCAGGCAAUGCCCACCUUGUCCUGCAACCAGUGGCUUUAGCUUAUUAUGUCUGUGAAGUGCAUCCUGACUUAAUUCCUAUGCAGGAGACCAUUUCUUAGCCACGACUUGAAAUCCUCCCACUGCUUGUAUCUAACUCUACCUCUGAAGGUCAUUUGUAUGGGGCUUGACAAGCUGAAUUUGAACACUUUGGAACUUCAUCUGUUGAUGAAGUGUCAAGCCCAGACCAGCACAAAGGAGGAACGACCAACAGGCAAGUAACACACCAUAGAAUUAACCUGGCAUUGCUGAGUGUGGCAUAGGUGCAGAUGAUGAUGAUGAGGGAGGAGCAGGUUGAGGGUGGGCAUAAUGCCUGCAGUGAGGAGGUACCCAAGCAUCCUCGCAUAAAGAACAACCACUGAUGCUGGUAAAGAAACGUCCUUCAACCCAUGUUCUCAAGAAGUGACAUCUCUUCUGAGGAGCCUUCCAAUGUUGACAGCUGCAGGAGAGAUGUGAAGAAGUUACUGAAGGUACACUAGGAAUGGUGCUCACUGUGGGCUGAGGGAGCAGCUGAGGAACAGAGCUCAGUUGCAGUGCCAGUGGUCAGCAAGACCCUGAGAAACAUGGGGUUAGAUCAACACAGGUGGGGACCUGUGUGCCUUCAGUCCAGUCCAUGCUGGAUUUAAUUGGAGCAGGUGCCUACCCAGCUCUGACACGCUUGUGGUUAGUCACAGCUGGAAGAGAAAGUGCCUCCCAGAUGCAGAGUGGGCCUCCUGGCCACCCACCAAGGAAAAAAGCCUGAUGCAGUGAGAGAAGACUCUUAUCAGAACAUCACAUUAUCUGCUUCCAGGCAGCAGAGCUGUGAUCUGAGCAGGUGAUGACUCGUACUAACAUCUCCUUUGAGAGCCAUAUCCCAUCUCUGGAUAUCUCCUUCAUUGUCUUAGCAAGACUUGUUCUGCUAUAGCAGUGUGGGGGAGGGCUGAUCAAUAGGAGUCAGAAAAAUUGUGAUUAAGUAUAAAUAAUAAUGAAUUAAAUAUUAGUAGUGACUCUUUCAUUCAGUUUCAGCUCUACCAUCACUCCUUGUAUAAAGUUCACAAUCAAGUGCCUCUUUACUUUGCUUGGUAACUCUAGGAAGUACUUUGAGAUCACAAAGCAGAUAAAUAUUGCUCUGUACCUUUUUUGGGGGAGAAGAAAGGCAAUACCAUUACUGUCCCUGUGAGAGGUAGGAAUCUAAACUGCAAAUGCAGCCCACAUGCAGGAUUAUGCUUGGCACUGUCAGUGGGUCUUUCCAGUGAAGGUUUAUUCCUGUAACUUGGUCUUGUCUGCUUGUGGCUGGCACUACAGAAAUACGGCAACAAGGACACACUAACCUGUAUCUAGAGCUCUGCUCCAGGGCCUGCCCACCAGUAUGUUUGAGGAGGCAGACCACCAGAAGAUAGAAGGCACAUGGAAGAUGUCCUUGCCAAUGGCAAGGGGGGUGGAACUAGAUGAUCUUUAAAAUCCCUUCCGACCCAAACUGAUCUAUUAUGAUUCCAUGAUACGCACCUUGCAACAGGAGAUUCCAACUCCUGCUCCAGUUCAUCAUCUGCUCCAGUUCAUCAUCUGGUCUGACCUGUAGGAAAUAUCUUGUAGCAUGAUAGGCAAUACAGCACCUGGGACUUCACCAAAUCAGAAUGUAAAUUAUUUGGAUCCCACUAUCCCCUGGAAAGGCUUUCCAAUUUGUUCUCCUUACAUAUAAGAGGAUGAUGAUUAUACAGAUGGCAUUAAUGGUGACUUGAUUUUCUCUCCAGAUACUAGGAUAAUAACCUGAAACUGGAAGCAAUUGGAGUUGCUUCAUAGUCUGUCUUCUGCAGAUAAAAGAAAAGUUUUUCCCAGCUGUCCUUGCUUCUUUGCCAUCUUCAGAUGGCUUCAGAAGAAAAAAAGCUUUUCCUUCCAAGGAAUAACCAAGUAGAAUAAUUAGGCCUUAUCAGUCAGGUCCUAUCAGUCUGUGUCAACUAGUUGAUAUGUAUCCACUCCCUGUAUUACAGCUCCAUUCCCUGGAGAGAUUGCAUCCACUGCCUGCCUUGGGAAAUUCCCAUAUCUGAAAUCUAAGGAGAGUCAUUAUUGCCACCCUUGUCCCUGUGCUGUAGUUGCUGUCUGCCUAGUGACCACCAGGACUUCUCCUUUCCAUGAUCCCAUUUAGUUACCAAGCCUACAAACCACUUGUGUGGUUGAAAAAAUGCACUAUUGCUUUCUCUGGAAUAGCAUCUAGUUGAGAUGUGCUUUUUAGUGUUCUGCUUCAUGGAUCUUCAGAGUGGAUGAGUGCUACUGAGCAGCAUCUGUGUCACUUGUGUGCCUUUACUAGACUACAUCACUGACAAGCCAGUGUUACACAGCCCUUACUGGGAAACCUUAUCUGAAGAAAACAUUGCUAAUGGGCAUGCUGCCAGUGUGUGAACUUGGGAUGUAAUCCUUUUUGUACUUGCUGUGGCUACUGUAAGGAAAGGCAGGCCCAGAACUGGACAGCUUCGGUUCCACUUGGAUCUCCCUGGGAUAGCAAACUGGGCACAGGGCCUUGGGUGAAAUCUUAAAUUUAUUGAGCCUGGGCUGCCCUAUUCUUGCACUUAAUGAGCCUUUGAUGUCAUUUGCAUUAAGGUUGCUUACAUGGCGGUGUGCUCAUCUAAUGUGAGUGAGUACUCUAGGACUUGUCUACUGAAUCAGGUAAUUGUUCUAUCCAAGCAGUUUCCUACAUCUGGUGAAGGGCUGAUAACGAGGGAGCUGGGAAAGCAUAGAAUUAGACAAGAUAACUUGUGAACGGAACUGUGCUUUGUAUGUGGGAGAAGUAGGAAGUUCCUUCCUGACCUCUUGAGAUGAUCAGUAUAUGCCUUGAAGCAGGAGAGGCGAUUGCCCUCAUAUGAGCUUGCAUAACUGAAAUACUAUUGGCUAAAUAAUAAUGUAGCCUCUUGAAGAGAGAAAAAUCAGUUGCGGAAUGCGACUCAGUGCCUUUUGUAUCAGACUGUUCCAAGAAGUAUAAUAGUCUCUUAAUUGAAGUCCUUAUACCUUGAUAUUAAAAUGCAUUUCAUUGGCAUUGAUAUCAAAGAGAUGUUAAUGCUCCUACUUCUAAUCUAUCUUGAGACAGUCUAAUUUUAAUGAAAAUCACUGUGCAUGACAUUCGUAUAAUACCUGUUUAAAAAAAUGAGAAAAAAGCAAUAUAUUUUAGAUGAAUCUUGAAACACCAUGUAGUCUGUGUGUUUAAUACCAAAAAACAUUUUCUUGUGUUUCUGAGGCUGUUGCUAUAUUGAUGUGUGACACUAAUUUUCAAUAA
Molecule: messenger RNA, 5852 nt
Organism: Apus apus (common swift)
Lineage: Eukaryota; Metazoa; Chordata; Aves; Apodiformes; Apodidae
Gene: TP63
Product: tumor protein p63
Exons: 11
Coding region: 154-1617 (487 amino acids)
Biological process (GO): regulation of transcription by RNA polymerase II; apoptotic process; protein tetramerization
Cellular component (GO): nucleus
Molecular function (GO): protein binding; DNA-binding transcription factor activity, RNA polymerase II-specific; RNA polymerase II cis-regulatory region sequence-specific DNA binding
Source: RefSeq, a predicted model, not a curated record